Molecule: messenger RNA, 609 nt
Organism: Hirsutella rhossiliensis
Lineage: Eukaryota; Fungi; Ascomycota; Sordariomycetes; Hypocreales; Ophiocordycipitaceae
Product: gamma-glutamyl cyclotransferase, AIG2-like domain-containing protein
Exons: 1
Coding region: 1-609 (202 amino acids)
Source: RefSeq, a predicted model, not a curated record
AUGACGAACGCAACAGCACACGAGCUAACGACCGCUUCCACAGCCCGCCCGACAAAGGCAAAGCCGCCGCCCGCACCCCCCAGCAGCAGCAGCAGCAGCAGCAGCAGCAGCAGCAGCGGGCGACGCCCUCCUCCUCCUCCACCACCGCCGCCCACCACCACCACCACCACCACCGCCUUCCCCCCGCGCACCUUCUUCUUCUACGGCACGCUGACAGACGCACACGUGCUCGCCGCCGUCGCCGCGCUGGACCGCGCGCCGGAGCUGCGCGACGCGUGGAUCGACGGCUUCGAGAUGAAGCUGUGGCACGGCGUGUACCCGGCGCUGCUCCCGCGGCGGCGCGGCCGCAUCGCCGGCAAGGCGUGGCGCGCCACCAGCGCCGCCCAGUGCCUGCGCCUGCAGCGCUACGAGACGGCCGCCUACGAGGCCUGCGCCUGCACCGUGCACCUCGGGCGUGCCGCGGGCGAGGAGGAGGACGGCGCCGAGGAGGCGGUAGUCCCGGGCCUGACGUUUCGCUGGGCGCGCGAUCCGCGCAGCUGCGAACUUGUCGACGGGGCGUUUGACCUGGCGGUUUGGCAGCGCAGGCACAAGGCGCUGGUGUUUGGCUAG